Pantherophis guttatus is the source of this 2827-nucleotide messenger RNA. It is a transcript of the gene ANAPC7, whose product is annotated as anaphase promoting complex subunit 7. Gene Ontology annotation, biological process: cell division; protein ubiquitination; positive regulation of mitotic metaphase/anaphase transition. The record is from RefSeq and is a predicted model, not a curated record. NCBI's taxonomy places the organism in Eukaryota, Metazoa, Chordata, Lepidosauria, Squamata, Colubridae. Gene Ontology annotation, molecular function: protein binding. Gene Ontology annotation, cellular component: anaphase-promoting complex.
AGGCGCCAUUUUAGAGGCCUGUGGCCGAUUUUCGCCGCCGCCGCUUCGCUUCGCUUCUCCGCCGCCAUGAGCGUCGUGGAUCAUGUGCGGGAGAUGGCGGCCGCCGGGCUCCACUCCAACGUGCGGCUGCUCAGCGGCCUCCUGCUCACCAUGAGCGGCAACAACCCGGAGCUCUUCUCCCCCUCGCAGAAGUACCAGCUGCUGGUCCACCACGCCGACUCCCUCUUCCACGACAAAGAAUACCGCAACGCCGUCAGCAAGUACACCAUGGCUCUCCAGCAGAAGAAGGCCCUGAGCAAGACCUCCAAAGUCCGGCCUUCCACUGGCAGCGCGGCUUCCACUCCCCAGAGCCAGUGCCUGCCUUCUGAAAUCGAAGUGAAAUACAAAAUGGCCGAAUGCUACACCAUGUUAAAGCAAGACAAAGAUGCCAUCGCCGUCCUUGAUGGCAUUCCUUCCAGACAGAGGACCCCAAAGAUUAACAUGAUGCUGGCCAGCUUGUACAAGAAGACGGGCCAAGAACGUUCUUCGGUGACCAGUUACAAGGAGGUUUUGAGGCAGUGCCCACUGGCUCUCGAUGCCAUUCUAGGCUUGUUGUCGCUCUCGGUGAAGGGCGCAGAAGUGGCUUCCUUGACCAUGAAUGUGAUUCAGAGCAUCCAGAAUCUGGAUUGGCUUUCGGUGUGGAUCAAAGCGUACGCCUUUGUGCACACGGGCGAUAACACCAGAGCCAUCAACACAAUCUGCUCGCUAGAGAAGAAGUCCCUCCUGAGAGAUAAUGUGGACAUAUUGGGCAGUUUAGCAGAUCUGUAUUUCAGAGCCGGGGAUAACAAGAACGCCAUCCUAAAAUUUGAACAGGCCCAAAUGUUGGAUCCAUAUUUAAUCAAAGGAAUGGACGUCUAUGGUUAUUUACUGGCUCGGGAGGGUCGCCUUGAAGAUGUGGAGAACCUUGGAUGCCGGCUGUUCAACAUUUCCGAUCAGCAUGCCGAGCCUUGGGUUGUCUCAGGCUGCCACAGCUUCUACAGCAAGCGCUACUCGCGGGCCCUGUACCUGGGGGCCAAAGCCAUCCAGCUGAACAGUAACAGCGUCCAGGCCCUGCUGUUGAAAGGGGCCGCUCUACGGAACAUGGGCAGAGUGCAGGAGGCCAUCAUCCAUUUCCGCGAAGCAAUCCGGCUCGCCCCGUGCAGGCUGGACUGCUACGAAGGUCUCAUCGAGUGCUAUCUGGCCUCCAACGGCCUCCGUGAGGCCACCGUGAUGGCCAACAACGUCUACAAGACCCUGGGAGCCAACGCUCAGACGCUGACCCUCCUGGCCACCGUCUGCCUGGAGGAUCCCGUGGCCCAAGAGAAGGCCAAGACCUUGCUGGACAAGGCCCUGAUGCAACGCCCCGAUUACAUCAAAGCCGUGGUCAAGAAGGCCGAGCUGCUUAGCCGAGAACAGAAGUACGAUGACGGGAUCGCUCUGCUCCGCAACGCCUUGGCCAACCAGAGCGACUGCAUCCUGCAUCGGAUGUUGGGUGACUUCCUGGUGGCCGUCAACGAAUACCAGGAAGCCAUGGACCAGUACAGCAUCGCUUUGAGUUUGGAUCCCAACGACCAGAAGUCGCUGGAAGGCAUGCAGAAAAUGGAGAAAGAAGAGAGCCCCACCGACGCCACCCAAGAAGAGGACGUGGACGACAUGGAGGGCAGCGGAGAGGAAGGGGACCUUGAAGGCAGCGACAGCGAGGCGGCCCUGUGGGUCGAUCAGGAGCAGUGGUUCCGUGGGCAGUGAGGGAGCCGCGGACGCACGGCGCAGCACUUAAACACGCCGGGGGGGCGUCUGGUGUCCUUGCCUUCCUUGGCAAGGACAGGAAUGUGGAUUGAGAGACAGGCCGAGGCCCGGACCCGUGAAAACAGAAGAAUAUUCUGCUUCUCCGUCAUGCGUGUCAUGCUAUUUAUGGACCGCGAAGGCUGAGCAGCUCGUGUUUUAGGGGUGGGGAGCAAAGAGGCUCCGGCCUCCCAAGUGUAAUUUCGAGUCCUUUCUAAAAUUAGACCCCCUUCAAAGAAAUUCUUAAAAGCCUUUUUCCGAACAUGCCUUUGGAAAUCAUCGCAAAAGUAAUUUACGCUUUAUCCCCAGCGGCGUUAAGGGCGGGAAGCUAUUCUUUGGUGGAAGAGAGGCUUUUCUUUGGAGCCUUUAGAGGCCCAAACGCCUCCAGGAACUGGCAGUGGGGGGUUCGAGGGGGGUUGGAGAAGCAUCUUUUUCCAGCUUUUCUCCCCAAACUCCUGAGUUUUGAGUGGCAGGUUGAGCGUGCAUGUUUUUUGAAAACGGAAGCGUGCUGCUUCAGGAUACCGAUUGAAAAACGACUGUCGAACGUAGAAUUCAAGGUGGUUUUUUUUUGCUGUUUUUUUUUUUUACAAAGCUUAAUGCGUGAGUGACUUUCCUUUUGGAUAUUUGUGGAUAUUAGAUAUAGCGGGCUGGACCAGCGCCAAGCAAAGAACAGGCGUGCCAAGGCGUAAUCCCAAUUAGUCCAAAUUAAGCUUCAUCCCUUCCCUAGAAAAAGGAGUAUUAAAAAUUCGAUUUUCUGUUUCAAAUUCCGAUUUGGCUCCCAUUAAAUGACUCCGUUUGGCCACAGGUUACGCCGGGCUAAUCCCGGGUGUUCAGCGUUUUCUCAAAGGAAUGAGUAGUCCCCGGGAUUCUCUUUUUUGCACUCCCCCUCGGAACUUUUUAUUUCUUGGUUAUGUUCGGGGGGGUGCUUCUCACAUGUACCCUUGUAAGUAAUAUUUCACCAUUUCUUGAGAAUAAAUGUGUACUGUUCUGUUGAAAUAAACUGCCUUCAUCCGUUUUGGUAACUCGA